Microplitis demolitor is the source of this 2325-nucleotide messenger RNA. RefSeq names its product insulin gene enhancer protein ISL-1 (gene tup). The coding region runs from base 815 to 2173 and encodes 452 amino acids. The transcript has 6 exons. NCBI's taxonomy places the organism in Eukaryota, Metazoa, Arthropoda, Insecta, Hymenoptera, Braconidae. Gene Ontology annotation, molecular function: DNA-binding transcription factor activity, RNA polymerase II-specific; cis-regulatory region sequence-specific DNA binding. Gene Ontology annotation, biological process: neuron fate specification; positive regulation of transcription by RNA polymerase II; axonogenesis. Gene Ontology annotation, cellular component: nucleus. The record is from RefSeq and is a predicted model, not a curated record.
UCGACAGAGAUCGCGAGUACGCCAGUGUUCAGUUCGGCCCCACGCCGUCAACAUCAUCUUCGGGGUUGUUGUUCCACUCAUUCUCUCUUCUUUAUAUUUAUAUUUUAAAAUUAUUUACACUGUUAUUUAUUAUUUUUUUAUUUUAAUAUUUAUAUCAUCCAUUGUUAUUUUUUUUUUAAAUAUCGCCUGUGUUUAUUUAUGUGCGACGAGUUUUAAUCAUCAAGGAACUCCAAAAAAAAUUUAUUUAUUAUUGUCAAACUCAGUAGUAAUUUAUAAUUAUUUUCGCCGGUGAACUUUAUCAAGAAACUACUGAAUUUAGUGAGUCAUCAAGUGAUGAAAUAGUGAAAAAGGUGAUGAAGACUAAGUGAGAGAGAAAGUAAAGUCUCUGGACUGUCUUUACAUAAAUAUAUAUAUAUAUAUACUAAAAUAUGUUUAUGUAUUUUGUUGACGGAUCGUGAAAAGUUCAAGGUGACAGCUGACAGAGUUUACACCAAAAUACUUAAUUAUUACCAAUAUUCAACUCUGGCAUAAUUUAUUUAAAUCACAAGUGUCGACUAUUCAAUUAUUUAUCAAUAAUUUUCAAACCUGUCCUGAGUUUUUCUGUUGACACGGGAAUUGUUACACAAAUAAUUAAUUACUUCGUUUGCUGAAAAAAAUUGAGUUACUGACAUUACAACAUGGAAGAUAGAUUUAAAUAAUGCAUAAUUUCGCGGGAAUUUUUAAAAAGUGAUACCUUUUUACCUUCGGGUUAGUUUGUUGAGCAGACGCCGGCAUCCAAGUCGGCAGUCGCUGAAAAAUAGGGGGUUCUAGCGUGAUGCAGCGGACGGGUCCCAUCGGAGGACCCGGUCAUCUAGGACUCCAGGGGCCACCUCGGAGUCUCAAGAUAUCAUCAGCAAAAAUCCAAGACGAGUCUGGCGAUCCAAUAUCUCAGAAAGUUAAAAGUUCGUUGUGCGUUGGCUGCGGUGGUUGGAUUCAUGAUCAAUGGAUCCUGAGGGUAGCUCCAGAUCUAGAGUGGCACGCAGCGUGUUUGAAAUGUGCUGAAUGCCAGCAAUUUUUAGACGAAAGAUGUACAUGCUUUGUUAGAGACGGAAAAACCUACUGCAAACGUGAUUACACGAGAUUAUUCGGGACCAAGUGCGAUAAAUGUAAUCAGUCAUUCAACAAAAACGACCUGGUGAUGAGAGCAAAAACGAAAAUAUACCACAAAGAAUGUUUCCGUUGCUCGGCGUGUAUGAGGAAGUUGGAGACCGGUGACCAAUUUGCACUGAGACACGACGGACUCUUUUGCCGGCAUGAUCACGAUAUACUCGAAAGUGGAAAAUAUUGUACAGGUGCUGUAGAUACUGCUGGAAAUGAAAAUAACAACAAUGCUUCAUUAACAAACAAUAAUCAUCAUCUGCAACCAAACGAUGCUUCCAUGUCCGACUCGGAGUCGGAGACUGGGUCUCACAAAGCGGGAACUGGCAACACGCGAGUGCCCGGUAGUCACAAGAGCGGAGGUGGUUCUGAUGGAAAACCAACCCGAGUACGCACGGUGUUGAAUGAAAAGCAGCUGCACACACUGAGAACUUGUUACGCGGCAAACCCACGACCAGACGCUUUGAUGAAGGAGCAGCUUGUCGAGAUGACUUCUCUCAGUCCACGUGUUAUUAGAGUUUGGUUUCAGAACAAGCGAUGCAAGGACAAAAAAAAAACUAUCGCUAUGAAACAACAAAUGCAACAAGAAAAGGAUGGCCGUAAAUUAGGCUUCGGUGGAAUGCAUGGAAUCCCUAUGGUGGCUAGUAGUCCAGUAAGACACGAAAGUCCUAUCGGAAUGACUCCUCUAGAAGUUCAAGCCUAUCAGCCACCUUGGAAAUCACUUUCUGAUUUUGUCAUGCACACAGAUCUUGAUAGAAUGGAUCCAAAUGCUCCGUCGUUUCAUCAUCUAGUCUCUCAGAUGCACGGUUAUGAUAUUCACGGUGGAGUACCUCCGCAAUUAUCUCAACCAGGCAUGAUGGGCUCGAUGAACGAUGGAACCGGUCCAGGUGGAGGACCACUACCGCCACCGGGACAUCUUCAUCCUGGGGCUGGUACUGGUCCCGAUAUGGGACAGCAUCCAGACAGUACAGACAGCUACGUUACUUAUCUUGAAAGUGACAGUGAUUCCUUGCAUCAUGACACCGGCAGUCCGUAGUGCCAUCCUCUUAAUCUCCAUUGUAAAUAGUUAUCGUAAAAAAAAUUAUAAUUCUCACUCUCACUCACUCUAAUUACUAAAGAUUAAUUAAUUACCUCGGUAGUAAUAAAUUAUCAGCUUGUUUACGUUUUAAUAAAUUUUUUAUAUAAUAA